AGACCCUGUUUCCUGCUACAACAAAAACUCUCUCUUUCUCUCUCUCUCUCUCAGACUCUGACCUUUCCUUUUCUCCUUCUUUCUUCCCUCUGAUUCUCGCCGCCAUUAACAGGGCUUACUUCUUUUCUUGUCUUUGUUGUCCUUCUCUGUUAUAAGUAGUUUUCAAUAUUAUAUGAAACCUACCCAUCAAGAAAAUAAAUAUCUUCUUGAAAUUUAUUAUUAUUAUUAUUUGCUGUUACUAUUUUUAUUAUUAUUAUAAACAAUGAUGUAUAGUAGCAAACGAUAAGCAUGUUUAUGCUACUAUUGCCUAUUACUUGUCAUCUUUUUACUCUUUCUUUCUUGGACUAUCUUUUUAUAUAAUGCUUCUGCUUCUUCUUCUUCUUCUUCUUCUUUUUAAAUACCUCUAGACCACCACGCUUUUUUUACACUCAUUUUAUAGUCAGAGUUUGGGUGUUACUCAAUCUCUGGUUAUUUCUCUUUCAUUUCUUGAAGAAAGUUAGAAACUUGGCUUGGGUUUCGUUCUUGUUCCUGUUCUUGUUAUUUAACUCUCUGAAUAGAAAAAUCUUUUAGUCUUCUUCAUUUUCUUGAUAUAAUCUUGGAAGUAAGAUUUUUGAAAGAAACAAGCGAAAAAAGAAAAGCAGAAUCCCUUUUCUUUUGUGUUAAAAUCUUUACGUUCAUAAUGGCUGAGAAAGACACAGAUUUCCCUUCUCAAAAGCUACCCUCUGCUUCUCAGGUCCUUGAAGAGCUAAAAGAGCUAUGGGGUAUGGCUUUACCAAUAACAGCAGCACAUUUAAUGGCCUUUUUUAGAGCAGUGGUCUCAGUUAUGUUCUUGGGCAGACUGGGUAGUCUAGAGUUAGCUGGUGGUGCACUAUCUAUUGGGUUCACAAACAUCACUGGUUACUCAGUUAUUGUGGGCUUAGCCUCUGGACUUGAGCCAGUGUGUAGUCAAGCUUAUGGUUGCAAGAACUGGGACCUUCUCUCACUCUCCCUCCAAAGAAUGAUCUUAAUCCUCUUCGUAGCAAUCAUACCCAUAAGUCUUUUAUGGAUUAAUCUUGAAUCAAUCAUGAAUUUUAUGGGCCAAGAUCCAAAUAUUACAUCAAUGGCAGCUACUUACUGUAUUUACUCCUUACCUGAUCUUUUGACAUACACUUUGUUACAACCUUUAAGGGUAUUCUUAAGAUCACAAAGGGUGACCCAACCUAUAAUGUAUUGUUCAUUGUUGGCUGUUAUAUUUCAUGUGCCAUUGAACUAUGUUCUUGUGAUUGUAAUGGGGUUAGGAGUCCCAGGAGUGGCAAUGGCAUCAGUGGUGACUAACAUGAAUAUGGUGGCUUUGAUGGUAGGGUAUGUAUGGUGGGUAAGUGGACGGUGGGAGAUGAGAUGGACGGUUGAUAUUGGAGGGGUAUGUGGUGGGGUUGGAGAAUUGUUGAAGUUGGCAGUGCCUAGUUGUUUAGGGAUCUGCUUGGAGUGGUGGUGGUAUGAGAUAGUGAUAGUGAUGGCAGGGUACUUGCCUAAUCCAACACUGGCUGUGGCCGCCACUGGGAUACUGAUCCAAACCACUAGCAUGAUGUACACUGUACCUAUGGCCCUUGCUGGCUGUGUCUCUGCUCGGGUAGGCAAUGAGCUUGGUGCUGGUAAGCCUUACAAAGCCAAGCUAGCAGCCAUGGUUGCAUUAGGUUGUGCCUUUGUCAUCGGUAUCAUCAAUGUUACAUGGACUGCCAUUCUUAGAGAAAGAUGGGCUGGUUUGUUCAUUAAGGAUAAUCUUGUUAAAGGACUAGUUGCAUCUGUUUUGCCUAUAAUAGGACUAUGUGAGCUUGGUAAUUGCCCGCAAACAACUGGCUGCGGAAUCCUACGUGGCACAGCGCGGCCUGCGAUUGGGGCCCGUAUCAAUUUGGGCUCGUUUUACUUUGUGGGUACCCCGGUCGCGGUGGGCCUGGCCUUUGGGCUGAAUGUUGGGUUUGCUGGGCUGUGGUUCGGCCUCCUUUCAGCUCAAGUAGCUUGUGCUGUGUCAAUUCUGUAUGUUGUGUUGAUCCGUACGGAUUGGGAACAUGAAGCAUUGAAGUCUAAGAAACUCACCAGCAUGGAAAUGACUGGAAUCUCCAAUGGCAUUGGAGAUGAAGAACAUCAUGAAGAAGAAGAAGAUGAAAGUAAAAGGUUGUUAGUUAAUGGAAAUGGUAACAUGGUAUAGGAAGAUAGAUGGUGUUUAAUUUGAGAAAAGGAAAGAAUGUGCAAAAUUUGAAGUGUGUGAGAUGGUGGCCAGCUUUAUGGGAUUUGUUUUUGUCGUUUAACUACUUUUUGGGAGGAUCUGACUCACGCUAAGAAUUUUUGUAUGGCCUCUUUUCUUUUUUGUUUUUGUUUUUGUUUUGAUGGGGUUGUCAUGGGGAACCUCUCUCUCUCUCUCUCUCUCUAUAUAUAUAUAUUCUUCUUGAGGUUGUCAUGAAGCUACUUUGUACGUGGCCAGAGAGAAUGUCACUCCUCUGAAUAUAUAUAAAAGAAAAGUGUUUAUAUAUAUAUAUAUAUAUAUAUAUAUAUAUAUAUAUAUAUAUAUAUA
Messenger RNA from Ricinus communis (castor bean), 2548 nucleotides. Its product is annotated as protein DETOXIFICATION 54. Gene Ontology annotation, molecular function: antiporter activity; xenobiotic transmembrane transporter activity. Lineage: Eukaryota; Viridiplantae; Streptophyta; Magnoliopsida; Malpighiales; Euphorbiaceae. Bases 680 to 2185 code for a protein of 501 amino acids. The transcript has 3 exons. Gene Ontology annotation, cellular component: membrane. The record is from RefSeq and is a predicted model, not a curated record. Gene Ontology annotation, biological process: xenobiotic detoxification by transmembrane export across the plasma membrane.